UGACGCGGUGGCUUUAAAUGGGAAAACCCUGCAUGCAGCUGAGGGAGUCUCCUUUAAUAAAUCUGGAUGGUGACAGGCUGGUCCACUGCUGCCGGAGCCGGGCACCGAGCCUCCCACCCCCGCCUGUGUGUCCAGCACCGAGAGGGACGACUCUGCACGGACCAAAGAUGAACACUCCAUCCAACAUGACCCACGCCGCGCCACAGGACCAGCGCUUUUUGGUGUUGUUUGACUUUGAUGAGACCAUCAUCAAUGUGAGCAGCGAUGACGCUGUGGUGUGUGCUCUGCCGGGCCAGCGUCUCCCAGACUGGCUGAAAAACUGCUUCAGGGAGGGGCACUACAAUGAGCACAUGCAGAAGGUCCUGGCCUACAUGGCAGAGCAGGGUGUGUCCGAGGACGGCAUUCGUUCGGUGCUGGAGAAGAUCCCACCAACGCCCGGCCUCCUCAAUCUCUUCCAGUAUCUGCAGAGCAACCAGCAGGACUUUGAGCUAGUGGUGGUCUCCGACGCCAACAUGUACUUCAUCGAGACGUGGCUGGAGCAUGCCGGGGUGCGUCCCCUUUUCCGGAAGGUCUUCACAAACCCGGCUAGUUUUGACGCAGCCGGCCAGCUCGUGCUGCUCCCUUUCCACUCCCACUCAUGCUCCCGUUGUCCUGACAACAUGUGCAAGCAGGUGAUCGUGCAGGAGUAUCUGGCGCACCGGCAAAAGGAGCGUGGUGGUGAACCCUACCAGAAGGUGUUCUAUAUUGGUGACGGGGCCAAUGACAUCUGUCCCUCUAUGGCUCUGGGGCCCAGGGACACAGCAUUCCCCAGGAGGGACUUCCCCAUGCACAGGCUGCUGCUUGGGAUGCAGCAGUCGCAGGCCGCCAAGUUCAAGGCAAACGUUCUUCCCUGGGCCAGUGGUGAGGACAUAGUGGACUACCUGAAGAAGAUAGUGAAGGAGAGACGGGAUGUGUGUGUGUAAAAGAGAGGGUGAAAGAGGGGGGGGCAGAUAUAGUAAAGGUGCUGGUGAGCUUCAGCAUAUGCAUGAUUUUACCUCAGCCACACUUGGUACAACUUUCUAAAGUUGUAGCCUUUCAGUGUGAAUCUAUUUGAAUGUAAUGUUUUAGAGGAGUAGUUUGAGAUUUUAGAAAAUAUGCCUUUUCUCUUUCCUUCUGAGAGCUUGAUGAGCAGAUCAAGUUCACACUCAGUAACUGAUACCAGCAGCCGGUUAGCUUAGCAUAGCACAAAGACUCAAGCUCAUUAAAGUCAUUUUGGAAAUUUCUGAAUUCUCUUGCCUUUCCCUUAUGAUGAGGGCUGCAGCAGAUUCUGCUGUUCUGACAUAACCCUAACAGGCAAGAGCAUGCAGGAGGCUGGACACGAAUUCCCUUGUAGAAUCUUGUCUUUGUUUACAGCACGUUGUCUGCCCUUCAUCAUCAAAAGCAUCUUGAAUCUUGUUGUCUUUCCAAGUCGACAUCUUUGUCGGUGUCUUCUACACACCUCUUCUCCAUCUUAAGUUAUUUGUAGUCUUUUGGUUCUUUUCAGUUUCAAGUGCGGCACAUUUUCUCAGCCCACUGGAAAUUUCACUCGGGGGGGAGGUGCAGGAAAAGUUCUGGAAAAUGUCUGAAGCAUCUGACAUUUUCGUUCUCACAUAAAGCUCCCCCAGAAACUUUCCAGAAUCCACUGUAUGUCUGAGAGGAUUUAAAUUCACACGACAGACACAUCUCUACCGGACUCGAGAAGUACGGCACAUAAACCCCCUCCACUGUUUCCAGUGUUAAUGCUAAGCUAACCAGCAGCAUCAUGUAACUCUGCAAGAAAAAGAUUUAGCAUAUUUCCAAAAUAUGUUAGCGUAUAGAACACAUCUUAAUUAUAUGGGUAUUAAGUGUUUGGUAGAAGUAAGUGCAGAAACACAACUCGUACUGUAAUGCAAAUAAAUGAGAUGAGUGGUUGAGAUGAUUGAUCACAAUGCUGAAGGUCUUCUUCAACUAAAUUGCAAAGUGAACUAAAUCCAGCGCAGUCUGCUCUUUAAACACACCACCUCCUUUGAUGUGAAUGUUAUACACUUCGCAUUUGAACACCUCACUGUGUCUGACAUUAAGCUGUGGAGGUCCAAGAUCACGUGCACCGAACAAGCGCGUGGAGAACAACUUCCAAAGUGGAGGUUCUCCGUGUCGACAGGCUCCUUUUCUAAACACUUGACACUUCGUCCAAGGCCUCGACGACGGACACAUGAGUGGGAUCAAGUGUUAUAGCGGGACAAAGACCAUGAUUGUUGUGUCAGGCGGGUAUAAGGAUGGCGUAGAGCGGGGAUAAGGUGACAGAGACUCGGGCAACACUACCUGUACCUGCACCCAGCCAGUGCUGAUACCUAAUCUAGGGCUUGAUUAUACAGCAGUAAUCUACACCAGCAUGAGAUCCAAAGGGAAUGCUGUCACUGUACUGUACGCCUGCACUUUGUCCCCACUAUGAUACUCUCUGAAUCUGGAACAAUGAAAGAAAGAAUCAUGCAAAGAACCAAUUGAUAAUAUAUAAUUUAAUUUUGGUUUGUGAAGCCAUUAAUUAGCACACACUGUUCUUGUAUCCUUUUGAAACAGUGAGUAUGAGUAUUGACAAAAGGUUGUAUGCAUUGGGGAGGAUUUAAAUGAUCUAAAAAGUACUUUAUCUUCUUUAUGUUUGAAUCUUUUCACAGUUAAAUUAGAGUUUUAUGAGAGAAAGGUAUAUAUAUAGAAUAUUUGCAUCAUAAACCCAACAUAUAACCUCAAUGAAACUCACAACAGGGACUGAGAAUUGUAUUUUAAAAUAUGAAAAUAGAGCAGUUGUAUUCACUGAGUCUGUUUUUAGCAUUUUAUUAUUCUGUUCAAAUUCAGGGAUUAGUGGAGUAUUGUAUUGCUGGUGCUGUUUUCAUUUUUCCAUCACAUUUAAAAUUUAGAAGGUCACUCAGAUGGCACAUACCUCCGCCAAGUUCCAACAGUCCCCCUUAAAUCCCCUAGAUCCAGAUUUUUAUUUGCACACACUUGUAGAUAUUAGUCCCGUAUACAUGGCUGUUUUAGUUUUUUUGUCAAGCUCCAUGAAUUAUUCUCUGAUAAAUCUGUUGCAAAACUUCCAAUGUUAAAGAAAGUGACAACAUUUUAUGGUUUAACCAUACUGUUCCACCAAGUUUCAUGGUAAUCUGUCCAGUAACGUUUGUGAAAGAGACAAACAACAAAUGAAAAUGAAACCGUAACCUUCAUGGCAGAGAUAAGCGAUCUAAAUUCCUAGACUAGUCGGGGCAUGUAUACUCUACAUUCUAUUCUAUCUAUUUAGAGUUAUUAUCUCUGUUAAUACACAAAUAAGGAAUCAAUCACUGACAAUGACUUACGGCCAGACGUAGAAAUAAUCGUAUAUAUCUAUGUAUAUCUCUGUCAAGCCAUUACAAUCAACAAUAAGAAACAUUAAGCCUUGAAAAACAACAUUAUAUGCAUAAUUGCUAUAAACGUUUCCUUUAACCAGUGUUUUAAUUUCUCAGGGAGUAUUAAAGAAAGUGUUAGCAAGCAAACAGAAUAAUAAUAAUGUAUAUUUAUGGAACUGUCUUUAUUUGCAGCUCUAAGAACAAAGUGCCCGUCCAUGAUUUAAAAAUCAAUGCAGCUGCAGGAGUCUGAGCCUGAAAUUCUCAGAGAUCUGAAUCUGCUGUAAUCCACUCAUUCUCUGCGAUUAGGAGACUAAAGUUCUGUGAGCUUUGCUCCCUCUGAUGCUGGAAUUCCUGAAAAUGUAACACAGGUACUUUAAGUUAAUUAUCUGUGAACUGGUGAGACUUCCACAGAGUUUCGUGCAAUAAUUAAAUGCUGUGUACUUGAUAUGAUGUGAAAGAGAUUUAACAGAAAGAAAAAUGUCACAUUUGACAUUUUCAGGGAUUUGAAAUGACCCCACAUAACCAAACUGUUUUACAAUAAAAAUUUAAAAUAACAACCAAAUUAAAGUAGGACGUGUUGUGACAGUAGGUCUGAUUAUUAUGCUAUAUUUAGCUUUUCUUUUCGUGGUUUGCUGUUUCUUUGGGUUUUUUUAAUCAAGACUUGAGUAUGUGUGUAAUGCAUCAUUGUAUCAGGAAUAUAAAGCCAUUAUCUGAUUCAU
Paralichthys olivaceus (Japanese flounder) is the source of this 4087-nucleotide messenger RNA. Its product is annotated as probable phosphatase phospho1. NCBI's taxonomy places the organism in Eukaryota, Metazoa, Chordata, Actinopteri, Pleuronectiformes, Paralichthyidae. Gene Ontology annotation, molecular function: phosphatase activity. The record is from RefSeq and is a predicted model, not a curated record.